Cylas formicarius (sweet potato weevil) is the source of this 2858-nucleotide messenger RNA. Its product is annotated as XK-related protein 6. The coding region runs from base 200 to 1396 and encodes 398 amino acids. Gene Ontology annotation, cellular component: plasma membrane. Gene Ontology annotation, biological process: apoptotic process involved in development; phosphatidylserine exposure on apoptotic cell surface; engulfment of apoptotic cell. The transcript is spliced from 4 exons. The record is from RefSeq and is a predicted model, not a curated record. Lineage: Eukaryota; Metazoa; Arthropoda; Insecta; Coleoptera; Brentidae.
UACAAAUUUAGCCAUUAUCUUAGGUUAUAACAGAGUAUUAUUUAUAACUUAUAAGGAAAAGGCUAAUGUAAAAAUUGUCAAAUGUAUUUCUGCAGUGAUUCAUUCUUAGGCGAAGAUAUAUUUAUUUAGGGAUUUUAUUUGGAAACGAUUGCCAAAGCAACAGUAACAUGAAUACAUCCUAAUUCCUAAUUGGUGCCAAAUGACCGUCUUACAUCAGAAAAAUAUGUGUGAUAGCGAUAAAGAUGAAAUAGAUAGACUGCCUUCAAAAGACAGGGUAACAAACUGGGACAUAGCUGGUUUUAUAAUAUCCAUUGUCAGCCACUUGGUGGAUAUAUUUUUUGAUUGUAAUUUAGCCUAUCGAUACUACCUUAGCCAAAAUUUAGGAUAUUUCUUUGCAACAGUGGGGUUUAUUCUAAUACCAGCUGUUAUUAACACUGCGUUUAGUUUGCGGAUGUAUGUAUUGGAUCAAGAUAACAAACAUGCAGGGGCAACGCUAACCAAAAAAUGUACCAAAAGAAGAUUUUUAUGUAUUCUAGUAUUAAUUUUCCAACUAGCACCAGUACUGAGAUAUUUUGAUGCCCUGCAAUACGCUGUUAAGUCAAAAAAAGCUGAGAAACAUGGAGAUCAUGAAAACCAGCGAAAAUAUUAUGACUUAAUGGUGAAGGAGGACUCUGAUGUUGCCUUGCUCAGAGUUUUGGAAUGUUUUUUAGAAGCUGCUCCUCAACAAAUAUUACAACUUGCUAUUAUCUUUUCUACAUAUGGCAAAGAAAUAAAUGGAACAUUCACAUUAUUCCACCAAUUUCUCUCAAUUGGAAGUUCAUUUGUUAGUAUGGCUUGGUCAAUGGCUGCAUAUCAAAGAUUAUUACGAGUCUCAUUGAAAACUAAACAUAACAUUUCCUGGGCUGGGACCAUAGUACAAUUUAUGUGGCAUUUUUCUGUAACAGUAUCCAGGAUUUUAUGUAUAAGCGUAAUUGCUUCUAUUUAUCCAGUCCAAACCAUAUUGGUUCUUGUCUUCCACUGGUUCAUCAUGACAAUAUGGCUCUCUACAACCAGCGCCGACAAUACAUUUUGCGACCACAAUAAACUUUAUGAUUUUCUUUUUUAUUCAAUUUUUGGAGCUGUGUAUAUAUUUACUCAGGUAGUCUUAGUUGAAGGACCAACUUUUUUGAAGUACGUAAUAUUUUAUGGAAUUCUCUUUGGUGAAAAUACAAUUGCAAACAUUGUUUGGGCAUAUGAGGCAGAUGAACAUUCAAAGCGCAUGAUAUACUAUAAACCAAUAAUUUAUUUAAAUGUAAUUCCAUUUAUUGUAGGCAUAAUAUUUAUGCUAUUGUACUACAAAGUAUGUCAUCCAAGUACUGGUUAUAAUAGGCAAAGGGUUUCUGCAAUAGGAAGCUAAUAUUAAAUUAAAAUUUUUAUCAUUUUAAUAUAUUAUUAAUAUUCUCAAUUCAGUGAUAUAGUCAAAUAUUUUUGGAAUUGUAUUUGUAGAAGGUAGAAUUGUGCUUUUCACAAGGAGAUUUUUGUGCAAGUUUGGUUUGAAAUAGACCCAUUUUUCCUAUUUGUUUUGUGCAAUGUGAACAAAAAUGUCCUCUAGACUGUUUAUCUUCUAUUAUUCCAACUUUUAAUAAUUAAAUUAUUAUUUUAACAAUAGUAUCAAAAUACAAAUUGUAAACAUGGUAAAGAACACCUCUAAAGUAUCUGGAAAAACAAUUAAAGAGAUAUCCCUGUACCUCGAUUAUAGGGUUUCAUUUGUAUAGCUUUGAGUUUUAACUGAUUGAUAACUUAUAAGUAAGAAUCUUUAAAGAAACCGAAAUAACUAUUUUCCUUAUUUUUAUAACUCACAAAGUUGUAAAGUGUAGUCAUCCAUUAUUGUUUUCAAUCACAACUUAUUCUUAGAACUAUUUUUUUUUAAUGUUUUACUUUCUGAAAUAAAUAAAACUUUUUGAUUAGAAAAUUGAAAUAAUAUCUGUUUCUAAAUAUUACAAGUAAAAACAAGAGUAAAAGAGGGCUAUUUUUUUAUUUACUUUAUUAUUAGCGUUUUACACCUGGUCAAAAUAUAAUUAUUACUACCUUCAUUAAUUAUAAAUAUUAAAGAGGGGCUCAACUCAUUUAUUUAGAAUUUAGUUGAAAUUUAUUUAUUUUUCAUAUAUUUAUAAUUUUUAUUAUUUUUUCUCCUAUUUUGAGUGAUAUUCGAUAUAAUUAUUAUUUUUAAUUAGUUAUAUUUUGUGUAAUAAUUUAUGUUAGUUGUAAGUAUAGAGUUAUUUGAUUAAAAGUAUCAACAAAAAAAAUUAUAUUAAGUUUCACCUUUACCACUGGAUACAUGUUUUAUCAAAAUGGUGAAAUGAAUUGUUUUUUUACAAAAACUGUAGUCGGAAUAGUUAAAAAUAUAAUUUACAAUUUAAUAGUUUGCUAAAAAUUAAUAAAUGCUGAUACUGAUUAAUUGGAUAACUAAAUAAUUUAGUAUUCUUUUUGAUUCUAAGCUGUUGGAAUUUUUAACUGUAAGACUGCAAAAGAAUGGAUAACUAACUAAAAUAUACAUAUAAAUAUAAUAAAUCGAAAGGUUAUAAAGCGUCCUACAGUCGCCCGAACCAUUUGGUUCAAGUUUUCACAACGAAACAAAUAUUACUCAAGAAUUGGUUAUUUGUCUGUUCUUAGCAAGUCAACUUAUUAAAUUUUUAAAGAACACUUAAAUGGAACAAAUAUUCUAAAUAUAAACUCAUAGACUGAACAUUUACACCAUUUAAAUGUAAAAUAAAGGUUUAUGUUGUAUUCACAGCAAUUUUAUUUAAAUCAAAUUAUGUUAUCUUUUCCGUUUUUCAUUUACAGCCAAUAAUUUACCCAUAAAAACAGAAAUGUUCAGG